CAGGAGAGAGAGCGAGAUGCAUAGAGGGAGGGAGAGGAGAGGAGAGGAGCGUGCACACGGCAACCUGCUGGAGGGCUCACAUGGUCCUGCCGCAGCUGAGCUCUCACUACCGGGACAGCCCUCGCUGAACUCGGAAGCCUCAUCUAUUGUUGUUUACAUUUUCAUCUUUUCUUUCCCUGUAUCCCUCCUUCCCCCUCCAGCCCCCAGUGUUUCGCAGCGCCAUGGCUCGGGAGAACGGAGACACCAGCGGGGGAGAGACGUGGAAGAAGCAGGUCGACGACAUUAAGAAGAUGUUUGAUUUGAAGGAAGUGCUCGGGACAGGAGCCUUUUCGGAGGUGGUCCUGGCCCAGGAGAAGCUGACGGGUCGGAUGUUUGCGGUGAAGUGCAUCCCUAAGAAGGCUCUGAAGGGCAAAGAGAGCAGCAUUGAAAACGAGAUCGCCGUGCUGAGGAAGAUUAAGCAUGAAAAUAUUGUGGCACUGGAGGACAUCUACGAGAGUCCGGAUCACCUCUAUCUCAUUAUGCAACUGGUGUCCGGUGGUGAGCUCUUUGACAGAAUCGUCGAAAAAGGCUUUUACACCGAAAAAGAUGCGAGCACGCUCAUCCGGCAAGUCCUGGAUGCUGUGAACUAUCUGCACAACAUGGGCAUCGUGCACCGAGACCUGAAGCCGGAGAACCUGCUAUAUUUUAAUCCCCAGGAUGGGUCAAAGAUCAUGAUCAGCGACUUCGGUCUUUCUAAGAUGGAGGGUAGCGGUAAUGUCAUGUCCACUGCCUGUGGUACACCAGGAUAUGUCGCACCAGAAGUUCUCGCCCAGAAGCCAUACAGCAAGGCAGUGGACUGCUGGUCCAUUGGAGUGAUCGCCUAUAUCCUGUUGUGCGGGUAUCCACCGUUCUACGACGAGAACGACUCCAAGCUGUUCGAACAGAUCCUCAAAGCCGACUACGAGUUUGACGCACCCUACUGGGACGACAUAUCAAACUCCGCCAAGGAUUUCAUCAGGAACCUAAUGGAAAAAGAUCCAGCCAAGCGUUUCACUUGCGAGCAGGCUCUUCGACAUCCCUGGAUCGCCGGGGACACAGCUCUCUGCAAGAACAUCCACGAGUCUGUCAGCCGGCAAAUUAGGAAGAACUUUGCCAAGAGCAAAUGGAGGCAAGCGUUCAAUGCCACGGUGGUGGUUCGCCACAUGAGGCGGCUGCAACUUGGCAGCAGCACGGGGAGCGGCGUGGACACCAACAACCCCCACGCCAGGCCGAGCCAGAAGCUGGCACAAGGUCCCGGCCAGGCGGACCGGAACCGGUCGGCUCCGAGCCAGAACGCCGGCUCGGCCGCGAGCCAGACUUCAUCCUUCGACAACGUAGCAGCGCCACGGAAGGAAUGUGUUCCCACGCCUGCCACUCCCUGCAGCCUGGCCUCCGCAGCCGCUUCUCCCGCGGCGGGGGCCGAGCUGAGCCGACCGCACCCCUCGGCCGUUCCCGCCCCGGUGCUCACGGAGACCAAGUGACGCCAGGUGUCGCGGGGGACCAGCUGGGAGGCCACGGCGCUGUGAGGCGGAGGGACGAGAGCAGGAGAGGGAGAGGAUGGUCCUCUUGGUUCCGCCUUUCGUCUCCUCACUAAACUUCUUCAUGGAAGUGUCCCGCCAACACCGUCCUCUUCCUCCUCUUCCUCCUCCCCCCCAAGCUGGUUCCUCGCCCUGCUCCGAGAAGAGCAGAGACCUCCAUUUGUAAUCACACAGCGCCACAGUGUGUGCCCACACGACAUCUCUGACUCUCGCUGAGCAUGUUUGUCAGCUUGCCUGGCGCUGGAUCACAUGAAUCAAUGUCAACUUCCCUCCUGAAUCUCAUCUUUCCUUCACUAAUCUAAUUAUCUGGAUGUUUGUUUUUUUCUUUUAACCUUCGGAUUGACUGUUGGCAACUGGAAUGUUUUCAUUGUUCUAUUCGUGCGGUUCAUUUAGAAGGAGGUAUUUGUACUUUUCAAAAGGCCAUCAAUGUCUAAUUAGCAGGAGCGUUUCUGUUUAAAAAAAAAUAAUAAUUAAAAAAAAAAAAAAAAAAAAGAAAAAGAGACCAUUAUCAAGACGAUCAGUCGUCACUACCUCAUGCUAAUGACCAGUUUUUGAAUUGAAAAGCUUCUCCCGAAAUGGAGUCCAGGUGGUUUUCCAUAAUCCACAGCUAGCUUUGUCUGCUUCAUCCCUCCGUCUUUGCUUUGACUCAUCUCUGCUCCCGUUGCACACCGAGUUGAUUGUUUUUCAUUCAUAUUUCAAAUGGUACACAUGGCUUGUCCGACUGUGUGUUUGUGCUUUAAGAAGUGCUUUAAAAGUACCAUAUGACUGUUGAGAAAGGAAAAUACGAGUUAGUGCUUUAUGUAUUUUGCACAGCGAGAGUCCAGAUACGUUCUCAGACGCAGAUUAAACGCCACCCACUGAUGUUUAUCAGACAGGAAGAAGAGAUUUUAUCGAGCAUUGUACUUCUUUAUUAUACUCGUUACUUUUGAAUGUUUUUCUGACUAUUGCCCUUAAAUGGACUCGUUCAGGUUACUAUGAAACAUUUACAAAUGUACGCUGUGUGGACAAAAGCCUUGCGACGCCUCUUAAUCGAUGACUCAAUCUCGUUAGUUCCCCCUCGAUAUUUCUUUUUCCGCAUAUCAAGACGGCAGCGGAGCGGGCGGAGUGGUUACAACGUCUGCCGCUCCGUUUUGAAGUUCAAAUCUUGCCUCCGUCCUUCCCGUGUGGAGUUAGCGUGUUCUUCCUGUGCUUGUGUGUUUUUUUUCUGGGUACUCCGGCUUCCUCCCACAUCCCCCAAAACACGCCUCUUAGGUUCAUUGAAGACUCUAAAUUGUCCAUAGGUGUGACCGUGAGUGUAAAUGGUGGUUUGUCUAUCAAUUGGCUGGUGUACCCUGCUUCUCCAUCCAGAAAAAUGGAUGGAUAUGAAGACAUGAAUGGCCCGUCCACCAAUAGAGAAGCAAAGUGUGAUUUAGGUGACUACAAAUAGUAUAUCUUUGGUCAUCUAUCUAUGCCAGCGAUGUACAGUGACAGGCAGAAGAUUACUCUUCCACUAGAUGGCAAAAAGUACAAUGGUGUAUCCAUGAUGAUUUCAUGAAUUAAACUCUUUGUGACAUUUUAGUUUGGUGGCGUGCCAUGAGAUUUUUGUAAUGUAAAAUAUGUGCCUUGGCUCAAUAGAGGUUGAGAAAAACGUGGCUCUGGGUGAAUAGACGCAACUCCAAAAUCUUCCCGAAAGUCUUCCCAUUAGCCGUCGUACCGGCAACACUUUCCAUACUUUCUUCCGUUUCGCUUACCGUUGACGUGAUUUCGAUGCCAGGUGUCCCGAUACUUUUGUCCAUAAAAGAUACAUAUUGUUUGUGAUGACGUCUGUGACUUAGCUCCCUCCUUUUUCCGCGCGGUUUUCUCAAUAAUCGUUUUGCCUUCACGAUUGUCCAAAUUUGAAAACGGCCUGCUGCUUUUCCUCGCCGCUCUCUUUUCGAAGCCAUGACGUCGCCGCGCUGCACCCGGUUCAGUCGUGCUCAGGGAAAACUGCAGCUGCACUGUGUGCUGGCGACCCGCCGCUUUAGUUUCACUUUCACUCCUGAAGCUUGUUUGCAUGGCUUGCCGCGAUUGGUUACUGGUUGGCGUUGCGUUGAACCAGCUAUGUAAAAGGUCGCGCAUCCAUGACCUUAACCAUUACCACGCAGUACAGUGUGGGUCGGUUCAGUUCGUUCAGCUUUGUCCGUGUUAAAUUGUGAUAUCUCGUCCACAAAUACAGUGGUACCUUGACCUAGUCAGAAGUCAGAAACAACGACAACAACGCGGCAUUCCAGUAUUUAUUAUUGUUAUUAUUAUUAUUAUUUUAAAUUGUGUCAGUGGCUAUAAUGGCCUUUGUUUUUGCGGCGAAAGCAGAGCAGCACGAUUUCGGCCCACUCUCACACAUAUCAGAUUGUCAUUAGAUGCUAUCCCUUUAUCGUGAAUAUGGAGCCAAAGACCAGAGCAAAGAAUAUUAUGCGCAUUCACACAAUUUGACGAGGAAGCUAUGAUACUUUGAUCGAUUUUGGAUGAUUUCCGAUGAUAGUUAUUGUUAGUUGCCAACUCGCCAUCUUUUUUUGGUAUUCAUCUCCUCCCCCGAGAGUGCUUCUGCCGAAUGUUUAAAUAUAAUGAUCCAUUUGUUAAAAUGGAGAAAAAUCCACCAUGAGGAUGUCUGUGAUAGUGUUAUGUUUUGUCUCCUUUUGUUGGUUCUGUUCGACUUUUUGGAUCUUAUUUGCCAUGCUUGCAUGUAUUUAUGCCGCUGCAUGGAAGACAAACUGUAUAUUCCCAGGACCCUGAAUCUGAACUGACUUUGUCCUGUGUAGCCUCUGGUUCUUUUAGCGUGUCUUUAGAUGCAUGUUGUCUCAGUGAACCGUCUUGACAAAGUGUGUAUGUGUGUUAUUUUUAUUUAUUCAAAUGUGAGUGUGUCAAAGUAGUCAAGUUUCAUCUCCAGAGAUGAUUAUUUUCAAAACAUGAGCGCCAUUUUUAAAAUUCCACGUUUGUCUCAGAGGAAAGCAACCGUCAUUAAUGGGGGAAAAAAACAAAAACAACAAAACCUUUACACAUAAGGGCUUAAUCUGAUUAUUCAUGAUGACCCUGUCUGCCGUACGUAUUGACAUGGAUUGCUAUGCAUUUUCAACAUUCAUUUUCAGUGCUUUUCCGUUGUGCACGAAAAAUCCAAAAAUGUCAAGUAUAUUAAUUGGAAUCUUGCACAGGAAAGAAGAGCGUGCUCUUCAAUCCCUGAAAUUCAUUUACAUUUUUUUCUAUUUGAAAAAACUAACUCUCAACCAUUAUUGACUAUUUCAAUAAUGUUUAGUGUCGAAUGACUUGAUGAAUGCGCUGUACAGCGGGCAGAGGCUUCAUGAUCAUACUCCUCUGGGCUUCUGUGUCUUUGCUUUUGAAUGAAACACUUCAAUGUUUAAGAUGCUUGUACAAAGAUUGUGAAUAUAAAUGAUCAUUUUCAAGAGCUUUGCUGUUCUGGCUUGCGGGAAUGGACGAGCGAUUGUGCGCGCGCGCUUCCUUGUGUUGAUUGUAUUGUCUUUGGAAUGUCCAGAUAGGGGGGAAUAAAAAUGAAAUUCCCCUUUAGAGUUUUGACCUUUGACAGUGCGGUCGAAUGCUCAGUGUUUCUGUACCACUUCAGUGUCAGUGAAGCAACAUUUAAUGAUCUCAGGCUUACGUUUUUGCCAUUUUAAAGGAAGAAAUCCAAAGCUGUGACAACUCUGAAACACACUGUUAUGGAACGCAAGUGGUUCCCAUUGACGUAUGUGUAUUGUGUAAAAAUAAACCAAUCCUGGCAUCCAUGACUAACUUUUAGAUACACAAUCGCGUUUCAGUUCUACAAACGGGUCUCUCUGAAAAACAAUGUAUUAUGUAAACUAUAAACUGUAUUUAAUUGAUAGAAUGGUGCUGAUUGUUACAAGGUGAUAUAAACUCUUCAAUGAGUCGUCGUGGCUCAAUUGUUUUGUUAAAGUACUUCAGUAGCUCGUUCAUGCAUGCUCGCUCACCCCAUAAGUUUCGACGGACUUUCUGCCACCGAAAUGUCACUCCGCCACGCAAGCACCCAUCGCGCCGACACGCCCAGUGUGGCGCAGACGGGUCUGCCAAAUUGGCAAAAAAAUGCCAGCGAGUCUUCAACACACGUUGCGCAGUCUACGAAAAAUAAUAGAGCCCAAAGAGCAAAGUGUGGUUGAAUAAGUUGGACAAAAUAUCGUGGAUUUGUACCUAUUGAACCCCGCGAUAAAGGAGGGUUCAAAGUAUUGGCUUAUCUCAACAUAAUUAGGUAAUUUGCCUCAAGAGGUAAAACAAGCGUAAAACUAUUUCACAGAACCCAAUUAGGGCCUCGGCUAUUGUUUGUGAGACUGAAACUCAACACGGCGGUUGUUGUCGUGACCCACUGGCUGUCCGUGUGUUCAUCCUCGCCCAUCCGGUGCGCCACCGUCACGCUCAACGACACCCUCGCGUCUCGUAACGGGCGCCGCCUGCCGCUCUGAUGCUUGUGACUUUGCGUGUCCAUGGGGCUUGUAUAUCGGAUGCCUUCGACAAUCAUGUGCACAUAUCAGUUACCGUGACGACACAG
Molecule: messenger RNA, 6081 nt
Organism: Phycodurus eques (leafy seadragon)
Lineage: Eukaryota; Metazoa; Chordata; Actinopteri; Syngnathiformes; Syngnathidae
Gene: camk1da
Product: calcium/calmodulin-dependent protein kinase 1Da
Exons: 11
Coding region: 222-1499 (425 amino acids)
Biological process (GO): peptidyl-serine phosphorylation
Cellular component (GO): cytoplasm; intracellular anatomical structure
Molecular function (GO): calmodulin binding; calcium/calmodulin-dependent protein kinase activity; ATP binding
Source: RefSeq, a predicted model, not a curated record